Symbiodinium natans is the source of this 2573-nucleotide messenger RNA. The record is from the annotation of a GenBank genome assembly. NCBI's taxonomy places the organism in Eukaryota, Dinophyceae, Suessiales, Symbiodiniaceae.
GCCACCGUCUUUUCGUUGUUGCGCAGAUUGACGAUGGACCAGCCAUUCGCACAGCGGCAGUGGAUGAGGCGCUUGGGUCCGCACGAUGGAGCUUUCAAGCAGAACUGGCAUGUCCGGAUGCAGCACGGAACGUUUCCUUCCAGCUGAGACGGGAAGGCACGUUUGGCUCUCGUUUCCUGGGCGGCUGCCAGCUGGCCGUCACGCAGAUUGCGGAGGCAGACCUUCGGAACCAGGUGCUCCCACUGUAUGAGAGUUCUCGGCAGGUCGGCAAACUCCGCCUCUCCCUCGCGCUCUCCGCGGGUAUCCGGCCGGAACCCCCACGACGGGGCCUCACAAACCUCGCUGCUGGCGGUGCCUCCACUCUCGUCAACCACAGCACGCGUGGCUCUGGAGGCCUUCUCAACCGCGCCAGUACCUUCGAGGAUUCCGAGAGCAAGCCGAGCUUCAGCCGAGGUGCCAGCGGCCUCGUCAGCAUCGCCCCGGAAGCGGGGUCCGGCCUCAAGAACCUGGUGGAGCCGGUUCACCAGGCGCGAGCUGGCUCGAAAGAAGGGUCUGAGACGCGCCCCAGCUUUGCCCGAGGUGCCAGCCAAGGGCUUGCCAACCUGGCGGUCCGGGAAGAUGGCUCCCGGCCCACGGCUGUACCUCAUGCGCUCGAGCUGCUUGCAGAGGUGCCGAGCUUCGACCCAGGCAGCGAGGAACACAGGCGGAAGCUGGCUCAGGCCCUGGAGAGCCUCAGGCGUGCCUCUGGCGAGGAUUUGCAGGGCGCGCUGGGACGCCGAGCCUUGCAGGAGUGCUCGCCGAAGAUUGAGGCCAUCUUUGAUGAAGCGCUGCGGCUCGGCAGCGAGAAGGAUGCCAACGCAGCGCUCUGGCUGGCCGGGCGCCUCCCAGCCGAGGACGAGGAGGUCACGCUGCAGCUGUCCCUGCGGCGGAGGUGGGACAACCACUGCCUCACGGAGGCUUUGGUGAAGGCCCAGAGGCUCCUGGAGCCGGCGGGAGCCGCCGGCCCCGAGCUGGAGGACUUCAUGGAGGCGUUGGACUUUGCCGAGUUUCAUGCUCCUCGGGCACAGCGUUCGGCAUCUGCAGAGAUCGAGUCCCUGCUGGCCGUCCUCGCGCCAUCCCUUUGUGCGACAGCAGAGAAGAAGCUGGCAAGCGGAGAAGUGCACAAGGUGGAAGCCAUCCUCGCGACCGUGGGCAGCGCCCGGCUGGAAACGUUGCGCCUUGCCGCCGUCAAGCAGGAAGUGCAGCGGCUCCGUGCCAUGGAGUUGCUGGAGGCAGUUCUCUCCCCGGACUUUGCCCGGUCUGGAGCCAUGGAGCAGCAGCGACGGAAGCUGCGCCACGCAAUCAUGACUGUCAAAACGGCGCUGGCCUCGGACAAGGCUGGGCGGACUGCGCAGUCAGUCAAGGACUUGGUGGCCAAGGGGCUCCCUCGCAGCUUCGCCUCUGCCACAGCCGCUGCCUGGACGCUCCACGUAUUGAGAGAGCUGCAGCUUCCAGGCGCAGAGGAAGAGGUCGGCCCCACCAUCGCUUCUUGCUUCCGCUCCGCGGAUGCGGCGUUGACCGUGCAGAUCCUGCACGAGGCAGCCCUGCUGGGCGACGCAGCGCCCCUGCCAGACUGGAUCCUCCCGGAAGAGCUGAAAGUGCGGAGGCAGCUGCUUCGCCAUAUCCUGGCGGCAGGAGAUGAUGACAAACUGCAUGGCGCGUGCCAGAGCUUGGUGGAGAUGGGAGGCCUGGCAGCUUGCCAAACCGACCUGCAACAGGGCUUCGAGCGUUUGCAGAGCCUCUUCCGCCUUCCCGCCGCGUGGUCCAUGGAGGCACUGCUGCGAGGAUCGAAGAAGAAGCUGCUGGCCAAGAACAAGGUCACAGACUCCUCCCUGCUGUCCACCUUUGCCAUGCUCCUGCGUGACACCACGCUGAGCAUCCGGACGCGAGAUCGUGCUGGUGGACUGCCCUCGCGGUAUGAGCUGCGCGGAGCGGUGGAGGUGAUGAAUGCGGGUGCUUGGGCGACCUACCAGCAGAGGCGGGAAGGCAUCGUCCAAGACUGCGCCCACCUUCCGGAGGCUGCGAAGCAGAUGGAGAACUGGCAGGAUGCCCUUGCCGGAGAACCCAUGACUGCAGCGCCCGUCGCUGGAUUGAUGCCGUCCCACGCUCUUCGAACAGACAUGCACCAGAAAGCUAAUGAGUUCUGGUUCUUCCACGGUACCUCUCAUGCGGCUGCCGAGGGCAUCACCUCGGACGAUUUCGACCUCACGCGGGCCAAUCCUUCAGGCUUGUUUGGUGCGGGGCUCUACUUUGCAGAGUCAAUCAGCAAGGCUGACGAGUACGUUCACGGUGAGGUUGUGAACGGACGUGUUCUGUACCCCGUUCUUCUCUGCAGGGUCUGCUUGGGAUAUGUCUUCUACUGUGCUGAGCGCCGACCCGACCGGCGGCAGCUGGAGACGCGAUGUCUCGCUGAGAGGUGGCACAGCGUCCUCGGAGACCGAAGAAAGACGUCUGGUACUUUCCGCGAGUUCAUUGUCUACGACAGCGAGCAAGCCUUUCCUGCAUACAUCCUCUACUAUGAGCGGGAGGCAUAG